UGCUGUUGGCGUACGCACUACUAUUACUCAAGCGACGAAGAGGAGGAGGAGGAGGCUGCCAAGGAUGCGAACGGAAAAGUGGCGUUGCAGGAACGUCGACACAAGAAGGUACCGCAUCUGCCGGCCAGGGCACAGUUGGUGUUGAAGCGUACUUGCAAAUUCAUGCCAAAGUCCAUCUGGGAUGUCAUCACCACAAUGCUUGACUGCUCCCUGCUGAAGUCAAAGAGUCUUUUAAUCCUCUGUCUGUCCAGCCUUAUUGCUGUGAUUGGAAUGUACGUACCUCUUUUCUUUGUAUGCGACAUCGCCGAAAGCUUUGACAUUCCAAAGAGUCAGUCAUCCCUGUUGCUGACCUGUUACGGUGCUACCAAUGCGUUCAGUCGUCUCUUCUUUGCCUGGGCGGCUGGUCAACCAAAGUUCAACUCCCUCUUGGCAACGACGUUCACCCUAGUCAUCUGUGGUCUUGCAGUCUGCAUCAUACCCUUCUGGGGCACAUUUUAUGGUCAACUGACGUUGCUGGGCGUAUUUGGCUUUUGUCUAGCACCCUUCUACUCGCUGACGUCAAUCGUCCUAUGCGAAAUUCUCGGCUUAGAAGCGCUGACGAAUGCCUAUGGACUGAUAACGCUGCUUCGUGGUGUCUCAAGCGCCGUAGGAUCGCCACUUGCAGGUACUCUUCCUUCCCUAAGAGAACAGUCUUCAUCCGACUCUACUUUGCGCCCGUCCAGCGCAUUUUGCCUCUUUAAAUUCAGCUAUGCAUUUUUUUCAUGA
Dibothriocephalus latus is the source of this 765-nucleotide messenger RNA. The record is from the annotation of a GenBank genome assembly. Lineage: Eukaryota; Metazoa; Platyhelminthes; Cestoda; Diphyllobothriidea; Diphyllobothriidae.